This is a messenger RNA of Ananas comosus (pineapple), 1759 nucleotides long. RefSeq lists its product as uncharacterized. The transcript has 3 exons. The coding region runs from base 60 to 1433 and encodes 457 amino acids. Lineage: Eukaryota; Viridiplantae; Streptophyta; Magnoliopsida; Poales; Bromeliaceae. Gene Ontology annotation, biological process: protein transport. The record is from RefSeq and is a predicted model, not a curated record.
CUGGCAUUUGCUUUGCUGCUCCGAGAUGUGUUGAUCUGCCCUAAUUGCUGCAAGUUCAGAUGCUGUUUGCAGCCAAGUAUGGCAAGGAAUUUGUCGCAGCUGCCACAGGACUCGUGCCAAAUUGUGGAGUCAAUCGUCGGCUAAUCGAACUAUUAUCUGUUCGUGCUACUUCCACUGAAGCAAAACUAAAGCUACUGAAGGAGAUUGCUGAAGAGCACAACUUAGAUUGGGACCCAUCGGCAUCUGAAGCUGAAUUUCUUAAGCCACAUGAAGAUUUGCUGAAUGGACCGGACCGCUUCGUAAAUGCCUCUGCUUUUCCUCUCCCGAAAGAGGAACACAAAGAGAAAUCAGAACCGCACGCAGUGGCAGAUUCUCAUGAAGAUACUGAUUCAGGUUCAGGUUCUGGUCUAAAUUCUUUACUGCAAGAUGUUCAGGGUGUUUCAGCCCAACCAACUUCUGGCAUUUCUUCAGUUCCAGAAAUCAGUGAACAAGCACCAACUUUCUCUCACUCAACCAAUUCCAAACCUGACCACGGGGUCUCGGAAACCACCGAGCCCAGUGAAAAUGAACUGGAUCAUUCUUCUCACAAGGCCACAGUUUAUAGUCCAGUGACAAAUGUCUCAGCUGAUACAGGUGAGGCCCCAUCACUCUCUUCUCAUUCAGUGGAGCAGAGUGAGCCAACUCUCCUCCCACCUUCAUCUUCUUCUAUUCCUACACCUCAAAAACAAAGCGAGCAAGCUGAUUCUAAAAGCGAGCCUGCUCAAUUUGUUUCUAAAAUCAAGAAUGAGGCCUGCGAAGACCUUCCGCCAUCCUCUUCUUCUAUUCAUCAAGAUCCAAAGCUGAGCGAGCAAGCUGCUUCUAAAAGUGAGCAAGCUCAAUUUCAUCCUGAAACCAAGGAUGACACCUACGAAGACCUUCCGCCGUCAUCUUUCUCUGAUCCUCCACCUCCAAAGCAGAGCGAGUGCGCUUCUUCUAGAAGUGGUCAAGUUUCAUUUCCUACUCAAACUAAGAAUGAAAACUACGAAGAUUUGCAAGAUGUGUUAGAUGCUGCACAAGCCGUAGCUGAAACUGCUGAAAAAGCUGCAAUGGCUGCCCGAGCUGCAGCAGAGCUGGCUCAGUGUAGAAUCUCUGAUCUUCUAAAGAAGAGGAACAAGGAUGAGAUCCAUAGAGAGAAUUCUCAUCAACACAAUUCUUCUUCAUACAGUGAUCAAAAUGAUGUUUUUAAGCCGAACCAGGCAUCAGAUUCUCCAAAAGAUUUGCAUGAAGAGCCUAAAAUAGAAGGUAAAUUACAGAGAUCUAAUGAGACGUUAGAGAAUCAUCAGCCGACUCAUACACUUCAGCACUUAGAUUCCUUUGACGAUGACAGUGAUCUCCCCUAUCCGAACCUCUUCAUAUCUCAAAACUCGAAUUCCGCCUCAGACGGAAAUCCGUGAUUUAGUUGCCGGUUUGAGUGCGAUACCUGAACUGUUAAGAUUGUCUGUAUAUGUUGAGCUGCUCUGCCAUUGCCCUGGAGAGUAAACCACUGAGUCAUUUCCAUCCUAUUAGAUGUGCUACGCCUGUCUAUUAAAUUUGUUUAUAUUUAUUUUCUUUGAGGCAUCAUAUGUAUAGCCUAUAAAUUAAAUGGUGUUUUAGUGAGCAGUGACCAUAGUUUGGAGAACUGAAACUCCCCCACCCAUUUUUCCCCUUUUUUCUUCUUUUUAUGUAAUUAAAUUGUGGUUUAUUAAGUCUUACAAUAUAUUUGUUCUAGACCAUUCUUCUA